AUGCCCGCGGUUGCCCACGCUGGAACCUCUUCGUCAAUUAUUACCCUCGCUUCAUCCGCCAUUUGCUGCUGGAAGGCCGAAGCAGUGAUUUGGGCGAGGUACAAGGCCAAGUGGCGCCUGGUAGUUUACAACAGCACCGGUCAUUGUCAAACAUCGUCCUACAACGAUGUGGAACAUCUUCGACAAUUGCGCCGAGGCUUGCGGGCAACUACGGGUGUUUCUGCUGCACCGGAUAUCCCGGCCAGGAAUAUCUCGACGAUCGCCCGGUACACUGGUCCACCCAUCCUGAGCCAGUCUUCUCAACAAGGUGGCGCCGUCCAGCAGUCCACACCAGCGAGACUCCGUUCCAGGAUGAGUACUUCUCCCGGUCCAUCUUUUGCUUCUAACAACGGCAAAUCAACGGCGCCGUCGUCCCCAAAGAAACCUUGUACUCCUUCUGAAGGAAGUGGAAGCGAAGUACUUGACGCUCUGCCGGAAAUGGUCAACCCAAGAUCGACCAUCAAACCCUCUCCUUCCACCACUUCUCUCCCGCUAACUGCCUCUGGGAUCCUUCGAGCGACACCGUCCCCGCCCCACGACGCGUCGCUGUCACCGCCAAAUGCAACACCGUCUCCACAGGAGAAUGCCAGUAUGCAGUCUCAACGGCACAGCCCCUCGGAAAUUGCAGCAGACGGCCACCGCGGGGGCCUCAAAACAAAAGCCGAGCUUUGGCUCAUUCGACGCGACCGCAGCUCAAGUCAAAUCUCCCGCCGGAAGGGAAAGCACCACAAUGUCGUCCAGCCGACUGGAUUGGGGGCCUGGAAGGUGCAAGAGACAACGACCUUACCUCUGCCGGCACUGUCAUUCCCAUCCAAGCGCAGCAAGAAUCGAAAAAAAGCUCCGAGCCCUUCGGAAACUGCAGCAAUCGGCCUCCGCGGGGCCUCAGAACAAGAAGGCUCGUUCGACGAGGCAACCGCUGCCCCGCUGCCUUCAGAUGCUGCAACGGCUGCCGACGCGACUGCAAUUGCAGAGACGCUGGUAGCGCCGGAAGUGUCGGUCUCCCCUGCGGCACUGCCAAAACCCUCGGUUACCGGACCCAUGACAGCCCAAUCGACCCCCAUACCGGUCACAACCAGAGGUGUUGCACUUGGCGGUGGAUUUCGGCUCCAACACCGCCAAGUGCAGGAUCUACUGUUGCGGGCGCGGGCGCUGAGCCUUGAGCUUGGCGAGUGUGACGCCCACGACCCCGGCUCCAGUAUCGAGGGCAAAAAAGCCGUCAAUUGGCCCAGCGCCCUUCGCAACCAUCAUCCCUUGCCGACCUCUCGACCGCCCAGCACAUCUACGAUGGGGUCGAUGCCAGCGAUGACGGCCGCAGACUGGUCGGCCGGUCGCCAGGCACAUGCGUUGGCGAGACCGCCUACACCGUCGGAGACACCGAUUCCCAAGAGCAUCAUGCCCUGGGAUAGCUGCCCAGCAGCAGAAGGUGUCUCUCCGUUCACAGUGGCCGGCGGACCAAACGCAGUUACACAAAUCGACCUGCCAACGUUUCUCGACGAUUCGUCCAACCUACCAGCGGUCAAGCAUGACGAGUGGGGCUGGAGCCCAAGCGUCCGCAAUGGCUCGGCCGCCCACACCUUCCGACACACCCAUUGCAGAAAUAAUCACGCCGGGCAUUGCUGCCCAACAACAGCAGCAACAGGUCUCAUUGCCGUCGUUCCUGGCGGACCUGGCAUCGGUCACGCAAUUCCAACUACCGACGUCACGCAGGCACCCCUCCCGCCUUUGUUGCCGUCACACAGUUGUAACUACCCACGUCGUUGGACGACCUCUCCCAACUGGUCGCAGUAG
Fimicolochytrium jonesii is the source of this 1827-nucleotide messenger RNA. RefSeq lists its product as uncharacterized. The transcript has 6 exons. The record is from RefSeq and is a predicted model, not a curated record. Lineage: Eukaryota; Fungi; Chytridiomycota; Chytridiomycetes; Spizellomycetales; Powellomycetaceae. The coding region runs from base 1 to 1827 and encodes 608 amino acids.